AUGGACAGAUACGGUAUAAAUGAAAGUGACAUAAAAAGUUUAGUUCAAUCAGUUCUAGAUCAAGAAAAUAUUAAAGAUGGAAAAAUUACAAUUAAAGGGACCACUGGAGCGGGUGAUGGCUAUACCGGCAUAGUAAUAUUUGUGGAUGCAAAUGGUACCAAGGAUGGUGAAAAAGUUACGUUAAAUUUGGCCGUAAAACACAGCACUACAGUUAAAUCGCAACGCGAUGUUAUGCCAAUCAAAGGGAUUUACAAAACAGAAUCUACUGUUUACGAAACCGUCAUCCCUAAGUACCAAAACUUUUUAAAAGAACACGACCUACCGCUCCUGGAUAUAUUUGCAAAAUGGUAUAAAACUGAGAUAAAUGAAGCUGAUGAAACAAUGGUUUUUGAUAAUUUGAAGGCCCAAGGCUUUGAAAUACACGAUGUAAAAAUUCCUAUGAAUUUAAAUCAUUUAAGAUUGCUUUUGGAUAAAUAUGCUAGAUUCCAUGCAACAGGGUUUGCUUUUAAAAUAAAAAAACCGGAUGAAUUUAAAAAAAUUGCAUCCAUACUCGACGAGCCAGUAUAUGAGUUAAAUAAGAUUUUAAUAGAGUAUUUUAAUACAUUCAAUGAACAUUUACAAAAAACGUUAAGAUCAUUGGAUGAACUUGAAUUGAUUGAUAAAGUUAAGAAUAUUUUAUAUGAAGACUUGCUAUUAAAAUAUGCCCAUGAUAAGCAUUCCAUUGUGACCCAUGCUGAUUGUUGGAACAACAAUUUAAUAUUUAAAUAUAAGAAGUGUAAUAAAGACGAACCAGAAGAAGUAAAACUUUUGGACUGGCAACUUAGCUCUGUGGGGAGUCCUAUGAAUGAUUUAAUACAAAUAAUUUUCCCAGGAUUAUCUACAGAAGAGUUAAAACAUGUGGACGAUUUAAUUAAUUACUACUACCUCCAAUUUUCUGAAUAUUUAAACAGCAUGGGAUGUGACGUUCAGGAUGUGUAUCCAAAAGACGAAUUUAUGGAAGAUUGGCACUCAUACGCAAAAUAUUCCACUUGUUAUGCCCCUACACUUUACGCAAUGGCGGACAAAGAUAGAAUUGAAGUGGACCUAAGUGACAUGAAUAGUAUUAUCGAGGCAUUUGAACCUCCAAAGGAUGACCAAGUUAAAAGAAGAACAUUGGAGUUGGUGAAAUAUUUGGCAGAUAAAAAAAUUAUAUGA
This is a messenger RNA of Brassicogethes aeneus, 1194 nucleotides long. The record is from the annotation of a GenBank genome assembly. Lineage: Eukaryota; Metazoa; Arthropoda; Insecta; Coleoptera; Nitidulidae.